AUGUCUAUCUCCAACUUGUCUCUGUCCGCCAUGUUCCAGAUGGUCUCCGAGGCCAUGGCCACUUAUAACCCGGAGUUGCCUACAACCCCGGAGGAUCUCUACGACACGUCCAUGUUCCCAGAGAUGGACGUCAAUGAUGCUACGACUUUCUGGAACUUUUCCGAAGGUCAGAUGGACCAGGCCUUCAACAUGGCCGUUGACCAUAACACGGCCAUGGACAACAACAUUGCCCUUAACCACAGGGCCGUGAAUAACAACAUGGCCUACAACAACAUGGCGUACAACAACAUGGCCAACAGCAACAUGGCCAACAACAACAUGGCCUACGACAACAUGGCCUACAACAUUAUGGCCACCAGAAACUCCCAAGUGGACAACUCUCCACUGGACACCACACCUCCGAAUGGCCACAUAACUGAGCCUGACAGCUCAGAGACUCGGUCAUCUUCAUCUGUGCCCAGCCCCAGGCUGAUUCAAUACCAGAGGACCAUGGCCGAAAUGGUCGCCCGGGAGGCCCGAAGGGCAGCAAGAAAGACCAAGAGGGCUACCCAAAGGCCUCGAGGUCCGAAACUCCGUUGCGGCCAAUGCAGCGAGGAUCACGAGGGCUUCCGCGGCCGACACGAGCUGGAACGCCACAGAAGGGCGAAACACAACCAGCAAGUGGAUCGAUACCACUGUGUCGGGCCACUGGAUGGGACGGCCAUUGCCGGCGGGCUCACCCUCCACCAGCCGUUCCAUGGCUGCAGGUACUGCAGGGGCCAAAAGCAGUACAACUCCGAGCAGAAUGCCAUCGACCAUUUACGGCGGCGGCAUUUCAGCGCCAAGAAGGAGCGCGGUGGCCCCCCUGUCCUGGUCAAUGUCCAGGAGCUGACGGUCGAGAAACUGCGGCCAUUCGUCCAGAGGACGACGAUUACCACCCCUGCGCCAGUCCAUGGCAACAACUCGGCGGCAGCCGCACCACCGCCUGCAACUGGCACAAUUCCAGCGGCAGUCACGCAACCUCCUAUACCGGCAACCAACUCAGCUGCCACGACAUCGUCAGCUGCCCCGGUAAACCCACCACAGGUGCCGGUGACUCUCCUGCCAGACGACCAGGACUCAGAUCACGGCCCUGCGUUGCUCGAGGACGGCGAGGAAAUAGAUUCCACGCCUACGUUGUUCGGUGAUGGCGACGGCAUGGUCAGCCCGCCUAUGCCAUGGGAAGGUGUACCCGGAGAAGGCACAAUCGAUCCGUCCUUCUUGACGCUCUGA
Messenger RNA from Trichoderma reesei QM6a, 1251 nucleotides. RefSeq lists its product as uncharacterized. The record is from RefSeq and is a predicted model, not a curated record. Lineage: Eukaryota; Fungi; Ascomycota; Sordariomycetes; Hypocreales; Hypocreaceae. The transcript is spliced from 3 exons. The coding region runs from base 1 to 1251 and encodes 416 amino acids.